GAUUCCGUUGUGCGGAUUGUGGGGCCCCAGGGCCCCGGCCUCGGCGCUGCGCCAGCCUCGCUGUUUCCCCGCGGAGCCGCCGCCGGGUCCCCGAUCUUGGGUCGGGUCCCCCCGCGACUUUUUAAACUGAGGUUCUGGCACCGCCCAGUCGUGGGGCGGGCCCCGCCCACAAGCCCGGGAGUCCCCGCGUUGCGCUCGAGCAAACUUGGUGUCUAAAUGGGCGGGGCUGACUUUAAGAGCCCGAUUCCUAAGUCUCCCCGGAAACAGUGAUUGGGAACCCCGUGUUUGGUCUGAGGGAGAAGGGGCCUGAGGUAGCGGACCCCUGAAAGAGGAGGGAACUGGGGACCUGGACUUUUGUCCAGUGGGGUGUUGGAGGCCUUGACUCCCAGGCCCUGGGCUGGCCGAGGGGCGGGGGGACGCUGCCAGUAUUAUUGGGUCCUGAGAGAGAAGGGGGCUGGGGUUCUGAACUCCCUGGUCUCGAGGGAAGAAAGGUCUGUAGGUAAGAGUGAUAUAGGUGAACUCAAAUUUACCCCCUUCCACACAUCACCUUUCUCAGAGGCCAGUUCUCAUUAUUCAUUCAUCAGUAAAAAUAAUUACUGCAAGGGAGGUACUUUGCUGGGUGCUGUGGUAUAGCUGUGAACUAAGCAGGCAGGAAUUCCCAACCCUCAAGCCAACUGACAUUCCAGUGGGAGGCUCAUUCUCAGUUCCCAUCUUGGUGACCAUGUAAAUCAUAUUUCUCCCCUGCCCUCAAGACUCUAUGCUCUCCUGGUUCUCCUCCCUCACUUGCUGCUCCUUCCGUUUUACUGGCUGUUUCCUCCUCUUCACCCAUUCUUCGUGUUGGGAGGAGGUGUUGCUCCUCUGUCUGUACUCACUUCCUUGAUGAUCUCAUCCAGUCUCAUGGCUUUAAAUACCAUCCAUAAGCCAGCAAUCCCCAAAUUUACAUCUCCAGACCAGACUUACCGCCUGAACUCAAAGAGGCAGCUGUGGUCAUUCAGCUUCUCCACAGGGUGAUCUAUCAGGCAUUUCCAACCCAGUUUGCCCAAACCUUGGCACUCUCCCCCCUAAGCCUGCUUCCCCUCUUUCUCCAUCCUGUCAAAGGAUGCUCUGUCUUCUCAGUUGCUUAGGCCAGAAGCUUUGGUCAUCCUGGACCCCUCUCUCUCAUGCACACUCAUAUCCACUCCAUCAGCAAGUUUUGUUGGCUCUAUCUUCAAAAUCUUUCCAGGAUCUCCCCAGUGCCCACACCCUGGUCCACCUGUCAUGUCCCACCUGUACGAUCACAGCAGCCUCCCUGAUCUCUCUGACCCUCCCCCUAGUUUGUCCCUAAAGGCUGUCAGAGAGAUCCAUCACCUCUCCCCCUCCCACACACACACAGGAAGCAGGUGGCCUUGCCACCAGCAGAGUGACAUCCGCUAUUGCUGCCUCUCUACUCCCCAUUGUUCCUCAGGACUUCUCUGGACCAAAGCCCUUUGACAGACCUCUUCCAGCCCCCAGCCCACCAUGGUUCCUGCAGGCAACAUCCCGUUCCUGCUUUUGCUCCCAGUGGCUGCAGCUCAGACGACCCCAGGUUCCUGUUCUGGAUGUGGGCCCCUCUCCCUGCCACUCCUGGCAGGCCUCGUGGCUGCAGAUGCGGUCGUGUCACUGCUAAUCGUGGUGGUGUUGUUUGUGUGUGUGCGCCCACGCAGCAGGCCCACCCAAGAAGAUGGCAAAAUCUGCAUCAACAUGCCUGGCAGGGGCUGACUCCCCAGUAACUGCGACAUAGGACUUCUGACCCUGUCAUCCUGGAUUGUGUGUGGCGGCACAGGAAAUCCAGCCCUCUUCUGGGCUGGAAUAAAGCAAUUGAAAUACUUCUUGUUCUAAUUCUUUCUCAGACAACCCAGGUUCCCCAAAGGCUCCCUCUCAUUUAGCUGUUUCUGGGUCCUUGGUCCACCUAGAACCCCGCAUAUCCCCAUCCCGUCAGCCCAGGGAUCUGGAAUAACUCAACAUUGUUUGCGUGCUCCAUGUUUAUUUGGGGGCAGUAGUGGGGAGAGGUCUGAUGUCUCAUUGUGGACACUCUGUGGAUCCGUAUCUUGGUGGGAGUAGGACUAGAGUGCUGGGCAGGCAU
This is a messenger RNA of Aethalodelphis obliquidens (Pacific white-sided dolphin), 2101 nucleotides long. It is a transcript of the gene HCST, whose product is annotated as hematopoietic cell signal transducer. Lineage: Eukaryota; Metazoa; Chordata; Mammalia; Artiodactyla; Delphinidae. Gene Ontology annotation, cellular component: membrane. Gene Ontology annotation, molecular function: phosphatidylinositol 3-kinase binding; signaling receptor binding. The coding region runs from base 1498 to 1737 and encodes 79 amino acids. The transcript has 4 exons. Gene Ontology annotation, biological process: positive regulation of phosphatidylinositol 3-kinase/protein kinase B signal transduction; regulation of immune response. The record is from RefSeq and is a predicted model, not a curated record.